UUCGCUUCAGCUUGAGGUCACGAACAGAUGCCCGGACAUUCUCCUUCAGGAUUUUUUGGUAAACAGCAGAAUUCAUGGUUCCAUUUAUCACAGCAAGUCUUCCAGGUCCUGAAGCAGCAAAACUGCCCCCGACCAUCACACUACUCAAACACACCAAACCCACAUGAGAUAUCCAUGACAGUGAUUAAAGUCAUCAAACAUCCUAAAUAUAACAAACUUGACAGCAGUAUAGCAAUGCUCCAGCUCUGUUCUUCUGUGACUUUCACUGAUUACAUGAAGCCAGUCUGUCUGGCUGCUGGUGGUAGUGUAUUUGCUGCUGGUACAGAGAGUUGGGUCACUGGAUGGGGCCUAAAUGAAGGUGAGGAACAAAUCAAGCUUCCUGACAUACUGAAGGAAGUGGAGGCCCCUGUUGUGGGUAACAUUGAAUGUAGUGAUGCCUAUGAAGGCAUCAUUACAGACAGCUUGAUGUGUGCUGGAUUUUUAGAUGAAGGAGAGAAAGCCCCAUGUGAGGGAGAUGCUGGAAGUUCAUUGGUCACUAGGCAGGGCUCCAUAUGGAUUCAGUCUGGAGUCGCAGUCUAUUUUGAUUCUUGUGGUGCACCUAGUUAUCCUGCUCUAUAUAACAGGGUGUCUGAAUAUCAGGACUGGAUCGGCAAUUACACAACGAGCAGCGAGCCUGGAUUCGUCCCAUACCUCAUUCUUUUUCUGAUUGAUGGAGGCUCAGUCAGCCUCCUCUCAUUUUCCCUUGCUCUUGCUUUCUCCAUCAUCCCUCUCAUCUUCUUCCACUUUUUUUAAAGAUGAUGUGAGUCAUGAUAAUUUUAUGAAUACACUUCUGUAAUCAUGAUGAUAGUUUGCUGUCUCAUUAUUAUGUGAAAUACGUGUUUUUUAUUUAUAAUCUUUUCUUUGAU
Molecule: messenger RNA, 905 nt
Organism: Cyprinus carpio (common carp)
Lineage: Eukaryota; Metazoa; Chordata; Actinopteri; Cypriniformes; Cyprinidae
Product: serine protease 27-like
Exons: 3
Coding region: 28-792 (254 amino acids)
Biological process (GO): proteolysis
Molecular function (GO): serine-type endopeptidase activity
Source: RefSeq, a predicted model, not a curated record